AUGGCUCCGACAACCAAAGGCUCCUCCAAGGAAAAGAAAAGCAAGGAUGUGGAGAGAAAAGAUACUUCAGAAUCCAAGAAAAGCAAAAAGAAGCCGGUGGAGCCGGAUAUCGUGGAAGAAAAAACACGAACAGUGAAGGGGGCUAAAAUGAAGGGUCCUGUAGGUGAACCCUCCAGAGACAAGACCACCAAAAAAACGAAGAAAGACGAUGAGAAACUGGGCCCGGAGGCUGGCGGUGCUGCCGAAGAGGUGUCAAACAGACCAAAGCGGAAACGAACAAGAGAAGAACAGCAAACUCUCGAGGAAGAAGUACCCACAUCUAAGCGUAGAAAGGCUGGUGAAGAUGUCGUGACGAAAAAGGCGACAUCCAAAAAGCGAAACGAGAGAUCGCCAAGUGUUUCCGGACACUCUCGGGACCAGGACCAGGAGCAGGCCAAAUCUGACCAAGAAGCGGAAGAUGAAGUCUACUUACAUGGAUUCUCGACCGACGAGGACUCGUCUGACGAUGAGAGUAUCGACGUAGACCCUCUGGACGUCAGCAAGCUUCCUAACGCUGCGCGAGAUGACAAGUCGGUCAAGAGUAGGCUAGAUCGUGCAAAGAAGAAACAGACGGAGGAACGUGGCGUAUUAUACCUUGGCCGUAUCCCACAUGGCUUCUACGAAGACCAGAUGAAGGAAUACUUUUCUCAAUUUGGAAAUGUCACUAGGUUACGUAUUUCACGGAACAAAAAGACCGGCAAGUCGAAACAUUAUGGCUUUAUCGAGUUUGACUCGGUUUCUGUGGCACGAAUUGUCAGCGAGACAAUGGACAAUUACCUUCUUGCUGGGCAUCUCCUACAGUGCAAGGUCGUCCCUCCAGAGCGAGUUCAUCCAGAGCUCUGGGUGGGUGCGAACAGGAAAUGGAGAAAGCUCCCUGCUGCCAAGAUGAAUCGACUGGGCUUCAACAAGGAACGAACAGCGGAGGAAAAAGCUCGAGCCGAAGAACGUCUCUUGAAGCGACAAAAGGAAAGGGCGGAAAAAAUCAAGGCGGCGGGCAUAAAGUACUCGCUGGACAAGGUUGGCUAUAAACCCAUCAAAGCGUGA
Molecule: messenger RNA, 1083 nt
Organism: Serendipita indica DSM 11827
Lineage: Eukaryota; Fungi; Basidiomycota; Agaricomycetes; Sebacinales; Serendipitaceae
Source: the annotation of a GenBank genome assembly